Molecule: messenger RNA, 2369 nt
Organism: Rhagoletis pomonella (apple maggot)
Lineage: Eukaryota; Metazoa; Arthropoda; Insecta; Diptera; Tephritidae
Exons: 5
Coding region: 342-2288 (648 amino acids)
Biological process (GO): transmembrane transport
Cellular component (GO): membrane
Molecular function (GO): transmembrane transporter activity
Source: RefSeq, a predicted model, not a curated record
CUUCGCAUACAUAUGUACAUAGCUGAUUGGCGAGUGAAGAGUGAUCGUACGAUCAGUUCGGAUAUCGAAAGAGUGUGAUACGCGUAGCGAUAUUGUGUGCAAUUAAGAUUGUGUGAGCUCUCAUGCCACCAAGGGAUCGGCAAAGAAAUUAAACAACAUACAACAAGUACAACAACUUUAUCAUCACAAAAAAAAAAUCGAAACAUCACUUAUCAUCAUUAUUAAUCGACAUAAAGCUAAAGUCAAAAAUAUCGCAACAUUGUAGACUACCACGAAAUAUCGCUUUAUUUGCAAAUGUUUAACAUUUGCCUAAAAUUUAAGUUGAAAAACUUUGCCCCGUCAUGAGCAUUGAUGCCACAGCGUCUCAUGAUGCCGCCGAAACUUCCACACACACCGAAGAUCCAGUCUCGUCGAGCUGUGAGAUCACAGAGGCCGAUACGACCAGCUUUGAAAUCGAUGAGAGUGAGGAUGAGGCUACCAUUACCGAUAUGCUGGUCGAUGAUGUGGCCACCGCCCCUUCGCCGCUGAUGAUCGUAGCCAUGCCCGGCAAUACUUUAGGCAAAAGCAAGAGGAGGAGUAUCAUUAGCAGAAGCAGCAGCAGUAGCAGCAGCAACAGCAGUGACAGCCUCAGCUAUAGCAGCACCUACAGUAUUGGAAAUCUACCUAGAGAUGAUAAUGCAAAUUUGGCAAACGAUCACAAUAAGAAUGAAUUUACUGCAAUUGCAACUGUUAAUACAGCUAGCCUUCUAACUAACACUACCAACACUGCAGAGCAGACGGCGGUUGAUGUGGAACAUCAUCAACAGCAGCAGCAGCAGCAGCAUCAGCAACAAAACCAACAGCAGUGCCAUCAAUGGCAGCUUACAAAUAGCACACCGCCUGCUUUUGCUAGGGAAGACACAGACAAUAGUGGUUCGAAAGGGUCUACUGCAUCGCACACCACAUCGUCGACGCCUACAACGGCUGAUGUGGCCAAUGUAAUGACGGAUUUUUCAUAUCCCUUUGCUAAUCUAUCCAAAAUGAAAGCUAUGAACACCACCUUGCCCGUGGCACAAGCGCAAUUAAAAUUGAUCGCCAUAUCGGCUGCUUCUGCACCAACGCAUCAGCAACAGCUUUUUAUAGAUCCAAACAAUGCAACUUCCAUAUCUGAGGAUAAUAUUUCGUUUUCCAUCGCCACUGCAACUACUACCACUAUAAAUGACUUAGACGCAGACAAUAUAAGCACAACUACUCCAGAUGUGCAGCAGCAGGUGCUGGCUAAACGUGCCAUCCUCAAUCAGGUUACUAAAUUAAGUCACAAAAGGCCAAUAAAAGUUGCCGAAAGUGAUGAUGCGACAUGUUCGGCAUAUGCAAUGGGUACGAGUGGUAAUGACAUGCCGCUACCGUCGGUGCUUACUGUGAAUACGGAAUGGCGUUUGUUAAAUUGGACACGCUGGCUUUGCUUGCAUUUCAAGAGUUCCGGCAUCGGCGAGCCGAGUGUAUAUCACGCCUUGGUUGUAAUAUUUUUAGAAUUCUUCGCGUGGGGUCUCUUAACAAUGCCAGUAAUAGCGACGCUAAAUCAAACAUUUCCCGAUCACACAUUUCUCAUGAACGGACUUGUAAUGGGCAUUAAAGGCAUACUGUCCUUCUUGAGCGCACCCCUAGUCGGUGCGCUCUCCGAUAUUUGGGGACGAAAAUUUUUCCUACUCAUCACAGUAUUUUUCACAUGUGCACCUAUACCGCUAAUGGCCAUCAAUUCAUGGUGGUUUUUUGCAAUGAUCUCCAUAAGUGGUGCACUAGCAGUUACAUUCUCAGUGGUAUUUGCUUACGUGGCUGAUGUCACUACAGUCGAGGAGAGGUCGCGUGCUUAUGGCUUAGUUUCGGCUACAUUUGCAGCCAGUCUGGUGAUUUCACCCGCACUCGGUGCUUUGCUAAUGGAAACGUAUGGUGAUACAUUAGUUGCUGCGCUUGCGACCGCCAUUGCGGUUCUUGACGUUUUCUUCAUAUUAGUUGCCGUGCCCGAAAGCUUGCCUGAAAAAAUACGUCCUUCUUCAUGGGGUGCGCCCAUUAGUUGGGAACAGGCUGAUCCCUUCUCUGCGCUGCGCAAGGUGGGCUCCGAUCAGACCAUACUAAUGCAAUGUGUCGCUGUGCUUUUGUCAUAUCUGCCCGAGGCGGGACAAUAUUCAUGUAUAUUUGUAUAUCUAAAAUUGAAAAUGGGCUUCAAUUCAAUGGAAGUGGCAGUUUUCAUAGCAGUUGUUGGUACGCUUAGCAUAUCCGUUCAAGUGACAUUGGGCUAUUUGAUGCGGUGAGUAAUGGAAUGCAUACAAAUUAAGUUUGAGUUUGAUUUUUCGAUAUUAGUACACUAUAUUUUUUAAUUAAAUGUAUUUUCA